AUGGCUGGCACUGUCAUCCUUACUGGAGCUAACGGCUCGGCCGAUAGCAAUACACAGAACUUACGUCAAGUUAUCGCGCGUUACCCAGACGCGAAGACUUCGAUUUAUCAGGUUGACUUAGCAAAUCUUUCGGCAGUGCAUGAAUUCGCUAGCAAGAUAUCGAAAGCCGUUGAGACUGGGGAGUAUCCAGCCCUUAAAUCUAUCAUAUGUUGUGCCGCAUAUUGGAACCUCGUCGGCGAUUCCGAGCUUACAACAGAUGGUUAUGACAAAACUCUACAGAUUAACCAUAUCGCGCAUGUCGCCCUCGUGUUGCGACUCAUUGGUAGCUUCGCUUCCGACGGCUCUAUCGUGCUUUUCUCAAGCAUUGCCCACUAUCGCAAACCGAAUGCUAUGACGUCCUAUUUGCCUGAUAUUCCUGAUGAUAUCGAUCAGUUCAAUCACCCGCCCGCAAGCGGGGACAAGAAGGACCGUGGCUUUCAACGGUACGCGAAUUCCAAGCUUGUAAUCACGACUUGGAUGUACCCCCUUAACCGUUACCUACAGCAAAACCAAAAGUUCAAGAACAUCACCGCCGUAGCUAUCAACCCAGGUGGACUCGGCGAUUCGCGUGCCUUUACUUCUAAUACUCCUCGAUCCAUACAGCUAGCCCAAAAAUUCGUCCUCAAACCAUUCAUGUCAAUAAUCCAAUACCUAGCCGAUCCGACAUUCCGCUCAUCAGCCGAGGCGGCCAAGGAUGUUAUAAAACUUGCAGUAGAUGAGGCAUAUCAGGGUGAACAUGGCUACUUUACCCUGCUGCAGAAGGAUGACAGUGACCCUAUUACAAUGGAUGAGAGCGUACAGCAAAGAGUCUGGAGAAAGAGCUUGGAAUGGGCCAGGAUUACGAAGGACAACACAGCUCUAAAGAAUGUUAUGAAAUGA
Messenger RNA from Daldinia decipiens, 918 nucleotides. RefSeq names its product putative short-chain dehydrogenase. The coding region runs from base 1 to 918 and encodes 305 amino acids. The transcript has 3 exons. Gene Ontology annotation, cellular component: endoplasmic reticulum membrane; lipid droplet; mitochondrial outer membrane. Gene Ontology annotation, molecular function: 3-beta-hydroxysteroid 3-dehydrogenase (NADP+) activity. The record is from RefSeq and is a predicted model, not a curated record. Lineage: Eukaryota; Fungi; Ascomycota; Sordariomycetes; Xylariales; Hypoxylaceae.